CCAUCAUCUUCAGCUGGCUUUCUUUCUACUUCUGCCUGUCUAUGCUGUAUACAUAGUGGUAGUUUCUGGGAAUUGCAAGACGAGGCAAGAAAAAGGAAACAAACCAAUAGCAAGAAUAAGGCCCAUUUAUGCGCAGAAAUAACCAAGUAUCAACCUAUCAAUGGAGGAACUUUGGUGACAGAGCUCAAGAGCCAAUUCUAUCUGCUCAAAAAUAAGACAGUAGCUUUGGCUUAUGGCUUCAUCUUUGCUUUUAUUGCUUUCACAAUUUUCUUAGCUUUUAGUCCUUCUCCAAAUUCUUCUUCCCCUUGGUUCUCCAACAUUUUUAGCAGAAGUAGCUUCAGGGGCGGUACUUUAAACUCAUCUACUCCUCCAACUUUGUCUGAUGAGUCUCAUGGAUCUCAUUUUUCUUCUGUUUUUUCUUACUUUUUUCCCAACUCUUCACAGCAAGCAAUUAAUGACUCUUCUGCUUUUGAGUCAUCGCCAACCAGCAUUGCUAGAUCCCAGAACAGUUCAUCUGAGCAAGUAAAUUUCAGUAAAGGUUCCCCAAUUGUCAGUAAUCAGACUCCGAGUUCUGAGUUGAAUGAUAAAGUUGGAGUCUUGAAGCCAAAUCGGAGCACAACAAUUCCAGCACCAAAAUCUGCUGAGGUUCUGAAGAAUCGGACUGUGAAUGCAACACCAAAAUCUUCUUCUGAAAUGAAUAAUAGUUCGUCAGAUGCCAAGAAUCAGACUCAGAGCAAAGAGUUGGAGAGUAAAGGUGAAGUCUUGAAGGCAAAUCAGAGCACUAUUGGGGCUGUAAAUUCAUCAGAGAAGGCAAACAAUAGUGCAACUUCAUCAGCCAAAUCCUUGCCUGGAAAGAAUAAUGUGAGUGGGGUUGGAGAAAAAAGAAUUGCAGAGAACGGUGUGGAAGUUAAGAAUCUCACAUCUUCUUUGCUGAAGAAACAGAGUAAUGGGGCUAGUUCUAGUGUCUCUGCAAAGCAGAGGAUGGAUGAAUUGGUGAAGGGUUUGGUGAACUGUAAUCUGUUUGAUGGGAAUUGGGUGAAAGAUGACUCCUACCCUUUAUACAAGCCCGGUUCUUGCUCUCUGAUUGAUGAACAAUUCAAUUGCUUUCUCAAUCGUAGACCUGAUAGUAAUUACUACAAGUUCAAGUGGAAGCCAAAAGAAUGCAUCCUUCCAAGGUUGGAUGGAGGCCAUAUGCUGGAGUUGUUGAAAGGAAAGAGAUUGGUAUUUGUUGGCGAUUCUCUCAAUCGGAAUAUGUGGGAAUCUCUUAUUUGCAUCCUCAGAAACUCCGUCAAAGACCAGAAAAAGGUCUAUGAAGCAUCUGGAAGACAACAUUUCCGAACAGAAGCUUCUUAUUCCUUUGUAUUUGAAGACUACAAGUUCACUGUGGAGUUUUUUGUGACUCCUUUCUUGGUUCAAGAAUGGGAAUUCCAGGAUAAAAAUGGAAAAAAGAAGGAAACUCUUCGACUUGAUUUGGUUGGGCAUUCUGCUGAUAAAUAUAAAAGUGCAGAUAUCAUUAUUUUCAACACAGGGCACUGGUGGACUCAUGACAAGACGGCACUGGGAAAGGAUUAUUAUCAAGAAGGCAGCCAUGUAUACAGCGAAUUGAAUGUUCUUGAGGCGUUCAGAAAAGCUUUGACGACUUGGGCGAGAUGGGUUGAUGCCAUGUAAAUCCGGCAAAAAGCCCUCGUUUUCUUCAGAGGCUAUUCUGCAUCUCAUUUCAGUGGUGGGCAAUGGAAUUCCGGUGGCGCGUGUGACCAUGAAACUGAGCCGAUAAAGAAUGAGACAUAUCUGUCUCAGUAUCCAUCCAAGAUGGUCGUGCUGGAGAAAAUCUUGAGGAAUAUGAAAACCCCCGUCUCAUACCUCAACGUUACAAGAAUGACAGAUUAUCGGAAGGAUGGACACCCCUCGAUAUAUCGGAAACAAAGUUUGACAGAGGAGGAGAGGAGAUCACCUUUGACGUACCAAGAUUGCAGCCAUUGGUGUCUCCCUGGGGUGCCUGAUUCUUGGAAUGAGCUACUUUAUGCAGAACUUCUGGUAAAACAAUACCAGAAGCAGCUGCAACAGCAUAAAAGACCAUAGUAGGUACACAAAUGCAAUACGCGGAGGUUAUGUUCAUUGACUACCGGCUGAGUUUUUGGAAAUGUGAAUUAUAGAUUUUUUAUUCUUACCAUGGGAAUGUUGACACAGAAAAAGAAACCACUUGGAGAAGAUCCAAGAUACAGUUGAAUUCUGCAGCGGCAUAAAUUAUGCCACAGAGAGAGAGAGACAGAGAGAGGGAGAUUAAAGUAGUAGUAAAAUGCAACGUUGGAAGGUGGGAAUUGUGUUUGAUUAUGAUUUUGUACAAGAAAGAAGAGAGAGGGACGAGGGAUAAGGGGCCUUAGGUGGAUGGUUACAGUUAAAAAAAAUACUGCUAGUAAUCUCUCUUUACAUACAUGAUGAUGAAAAAGCUCUCCGGGCCACAAUGGCUUGGAGAUUGUAAAUUAGUAAAUAAUUGCUUCCUUAAUAAAAUAAAGGGUUGUAAUUAUUCUUUUCA
Messenger RNA from Coffea eugenioides, 2533 nucleotides. Its product is annotated as protein trichome birefringence-like. Gene Ontology annotation, cellular component: Golgi apparatus. Gene Ontology annotation, molecular function: O-acetyltransferase activity. NCBI's taxonomy places the organism in Eukaryota, Viridiplantae, Streptophyta, Magnoliopsida, Gentianales, Rubiaceae. The record is from RefSeq and is a predicted model, not a curated record.